AUGGAGUCCAAACGCUCCUUUGUCAGCUUCAGCAGCGACUCGAUUCCAGUGUCCAUGGAUCGCAAACGUGAACCACUGCUUCCUUACUCGGAGAUAGUCUCUGAGAAGAUGGCAGUCAAAUUACGCAAUCCACUUGGCCACUGUCUCUACAAGCGUAUCAUCAUUUGGACUGCGCUGAGUUUGUUCAUGGCUGCGUUUGUUCUGUUUGGCAAACAUGACGGCACCGUACAACCUAUUGCUUCUGGGCAUGGUACUACCAAGACUGACGCUUCAUUCCUCGACACCAACGAGCCGACCACCGAAGAUUUCUACGAAGACAACGGCGAGGAUUGGGCAAACGAUGAAGCCCAGCGGAUAAUCGAUGCCGCCAGCAAGGGUCAAGACCAGUUGCAAAUUCAGGUGACACCGAGCAAGAACGAGAAGCGCCCCAGCCAGGACGAGAGCCGUGUCGCCGAUCAAGAAGAAGACGGCGAGGAUGAUGAAAAAUCCGCGGCAGAUGACGUGAGGAGUGCUAAUUCUCAGUUGCCACCAUCUGAAAAAUCUAACGGCAAAGGAUCCAAGAGCCAUGCAGGCGGUCAGUCCGGCACAGGUAAUCUCGUCUCAGAUGCCGAUGAAGCCGGGCAAGAUGAUGAGGAAUUGGAGGAUGAAGACGUCCCUGAAUACAACCAAAAUGCCGAGGAAUCAGAAAUGAACCUUCUUUUGGAAGGCGAAAACACGGAGCAACUGAAACAGGAGCUAGAGAAUCUGAAGAGAAUGCCCUGGCUUCGUUUUCCUCAUCUUAAUGCCUACUUUCACGGGCUCAAGACACUUGUCAGCAAGACUCUUCACAAUCCAGAGUAUCCAAAUCCCGAGCGCAGCGGCCCCUUCAAAGGCCGAGUUCCACUGAGAAAGGAGGUUCCGAAGCCGGUACCGUACAGCCCAUACGAAGAAUCCGACAGUAUUCAGACGUGCUAUUUGGACAAAGAGAACAAAAUUCCAGCACCCAACUUAUACGCCUACAAUGGCGUCCCCAGACACAUGCCAGACCCCGCUCUCGGAUCUUACAGCCUGUUUGGCAUGCGCGACGAUAUCUGCUUUGACCGAUUCGGCCGCUAUGGUCCAUACGGCCUUGGCUAUCGUUUGGCUAAGGGCGGAACAAGCGUUGGUCUGAAUACCGAAAGUUCUAACAGCGACACUGUUUGGGAAAAGUCUGGCCAAAUAGACUACAGCUCCGUGGACUGGGGGAAUGCACAGGAACGGUGCUCUGAGCGCCACUGGAGUCGCUACCGCCAAGUCGACCCCAAGACGGACGAACUUGAGGCUCCAAGUGACUCCAAGAAGAGCCGACAGGCUAUCGUUAUCCGUCUCUAUACUGGUUUUAAAUGGACCUAUCUCGCUGUCCUCAACUUCCGAGCCCUCAUCACGGAAGUCUCUCUCAAGUCUGGAGGCGAAUAUACAGUGCAUUUUUUGAUGCAUGUGCGAGACGAUGAAGCUCCUAUCUGGUCGGACGACGUGACGGUUCAAAGAAUCUUGGACACAAAUGUGCCUCCAGAGUUUCACGACAUGGUGUCUAUGUGGAGCGAGGCUCAGAUGAGAUUGUUCUAUCCGGGGAAAUUCAGCGCGCCAAUCCAGAAUCCCAGCGGUGCAGACAUUCAUGGUGUCUAUCGCAGUGCACACCUGCCCCUGCAAGUAUUUUCUAUGCAGCACCAAGAGUACGAGCACAUUUGGAACUGGGAGAUGGAUAUGAGAUUCCUCGGGAACUACUACGAGCUCUUUGAUCGCCUCGGCAAGUGGGCAGAUAAGCAGUCACGAGUUCGCCUGUGGGAGCGCAGCGCCCGCUACUACAUUCCGGCUCUGCACGGAGAUUGGGACAACUUCACGGAGACUGUGGAGCGCCAGACGACCGAUGAAGAAAGGCAGCACAUCCUUGGGCCACUGCAAUUUCACGGCAAGCGCCCCCUACGCCAUGAGCAGCGCGGCGAGUCCAUCCUCCCCGCAAGCUGUGCCGUUGGCAGGGACGAAAGCGAGUGUGGCGUUGGCGAACCGGCCGAUCUCAUUACGCUCAAUCCUCUCUUCGACGCCGACAAUUCCGGCUGGGUCUUCGCGUAUGAUACCACGGGCUACCCAUCGAAUCCCCCGCGACGAUGCGCCAUCAUCACGGCUUCACGACUUAGCCGCCGGCUUCUCGCUGCCAUGCAUGAGGAGGUAUGGCGCCACCACCAUAGCAUGUUCGCCGAGAUGUUCCCCCCAAGCGUGGCGCUCCACCACGGCUUCAAGGCCGCCUACGCGCCGCACCCGUUGUACAUUGACAGGGCGUGGAACCCACUCGGCGGCGCCGUCGACGAAGCGUUCAACGGCGGCCAGGACCACUCCACCUCCGGACCCGGGAGCCCGUUUGACCUGACCAACGAGCACAACCACAAGGGUGUCAGCUGGUACUACAACAGCGAGUUCUCCGGCCUCCUCUGGCGGCGGUGGCUCGGCUACGCGCAGCUGGACGGCCGCGGCCGGGGCGGCGGCGAGGGCAAUCGUGGCACCAUGCGCGGAGGGCGGGAGGAGGAGUCCAGGGAGGGGGGCACGGGGCGGAUGUGCCUGCGGAGUAUGCUGCUGCACCCCAUCAAGUUUGAAGACCCGGAUGAACGGUAG
This is a messenger RNA of Cordyceps fumosorosea ARSEF 2679, 2625 nucleotides long. RefSeq lists its product as hypothetical. The record is from RefSeq and is a predicted model, not a curated record. NCBI's taxonomy places the organism in Eukaryota, Fungi, Ascomycota, Sordariomycetes, Hypocreales, Cordycipitaceae. Bases 1 to 2625 code for a protein of 874 amino acids. The transcript is spliced from 2 exons.